Messenger RNA from Melanotaenia boesemani (Boeseman's rainbowfish), 4072 nucleotides. Its product is annotated as plexin-C1-like. Gene Ontology annotation, cellular component: semaphorin receptor complex. The transcript is spliced from 17 exons. The record is from RefSeq and is a predicted model, not a curated record. Gene Ontology annotation, biological process: regulation of cell migration; semaphorin-plexin signaling pathway involved in axon guidance; regulation of cell shape. The coding region runs from base 97 to 2916 and encodes 939 amino acids. Lineage: Eukaryota; Metazoa; Chordata; Actinopteri; Atheriniformes; Melanotaeniidae. Gene Ontology annotation, molecular function: semaphorin receptor activity; protein binding.
CUUUUACGCACGACAACAAAGUGUGUUGGAGAACAGAAUCAUGCAGGCUGUCAGUGAAGGAAGGUGUCUCAUUUAGAGCUGACCCGACCCCUCAACAUGAUCCUGCUGCUCAGUUUGUUUUGUUCUCUGUGGGUAGGACCGGUUCUGAAUCUGGAAGAAGAUGAAGGUUUUACUUUUGAUGGAGACCUCCAGAAAUUCGCCGUGAGCAACAACAACGUUUACGUCGCUACAGAACAGAAGCUUCACCAGCUGAGCCACGACCUGAAACUGAUCUACAGUUUGAACCAAAUGGGGGUCUUGAAGGACGCGGACCCAUCAGAUGAGAAGAAGUUUCACCGGGUCUCUGAGUCGGCUCCGUGGACCACAACUCUCAGAGUUACCUUGUUGUUGCCAUUUGCUGAGAAUAAGACUCUGGUCAGCUGCGGAGUGAUCGACAAGGAGUGUGGUUACUGUGAAAUUCUGGACCUGAAGAACAUCUCUAACCUUCUGCACAGUGAAAACAUCCUGGUGGGACCAAAGAGGCGCAACAACGCUUCUGUCGGUUUUCUGGUGGAUGUGAAGAAAGAUUCAACUCAGACAGACACUUAUAUUCUGACAGCGAUACAACAACACAGAGAAGAGUCAAGUAUCAAGUGCAGCUCAGAGUCAAAGACAAUCAACCUUCACUCUGUCGAUAACACACAGAGUGGAGGCUUAUUUUCUGUAACCGAUGACCGCAGCACAGCUGUAAUCAGAAGUGAAGGUGAUGUGGAAUUUGUGGACGGAUUUCAGAUCAAUUCAACGGUGUAUCUGCUCUCCAACGUGCGUCCAAGCGAUGAAAAUCUCAUGUCUCAAACCAAAGUCCGUCUUAUUUGGCUUGAGAGUGAAAAAAGUAAAACCCAGACUCUCAAAUCUCUGCAAGGCGCGACCCUCAGUAUCUCUGAUAGAGGUGGAAGCUGCAGACUCUUGGCCUCCUCCAUCAUCCCGGGUGGACAGCAGGUGCUUUGGAGCGGCGUGUUCAGUGUGGACGGAGAAGAAAGCAACACAGAGCUGGUGGUGUUUGACAUCAGCCCUGAUCGCAGCAGUGCGCAGCAGAGCGGUGCGUCUUAUACAGAUCCAAACUUCUACAUAACAGUGAAAAAACCUGUAACCACGUCAGAACCAAAGAUCCUGAAACCAAAUGCGGUGCUCUUCAAGCAGAACCACAUGACAUCUGUGCUGGCAGUGAGACAGAGGAGCUGGAUGAUCUUCUUCAUUGGAACAGGAGACGGGCAGCUCAUCAAGCUUGUUGUGGACAGAAACUAUCGCCCUGCCUGUCCCAGGGUGCUCUACAGAGCCAACAAUGAUCGCCAAGUGUUUCCCAACAUCCUUCUGGACCCAGUGGAUUAUAAAUAUGUGUAUGUGCCAUUUAGAAACCAGAUCAGGCGUGAACCUGUGGCAAACUGUGGCUCAUACAGAGAUGUGCAGGAGUGUUGGUCUGCACAGGAUCCAUACUGUGUCUGGUGUGGCUCUAAGAAAAGCUGCACGUUUGAAAGUGACUGCAAAGAUUCAGACUGGUUGUCCAUCCCUGAUGAAUUACACCAGAAAAUUGUUUCCCACAAAGUUGAAAUGGACCCCACUGGACAGAUCAAACUUGUCGUCCAGACACACCUGGCUGGGAGCCCAGAUGCACUGUCAAUCUUUGCCUGUCAGUUCUCUUCACCCUCCAGGACUCUAGACCAGAUAUCCUCUCCUCCAAAGUUCCCACAAUGCACAAACAUCCUUCCUAAUGAGCCUCUUCCUGCAGACGGUCUGGCUGUCACAGUAAAGAUAAGACUUGGAACGACGACACUGACAGAAAAACUGAAUGUAAUCAACUGCUCUGAUAUUCGUGGACCACCGAGUCCUGUUAUGUGUCAGAAGUGUAUCAAGGCUGGAUGUGGAUGGAGCAACAAUGCCUGCUCCUGGGCCAACGAAGGCGUGCAGAAUGACAGUUUUUGCCAAAAGAUGGAGGCUGGGAUGAACUUUUCUAGGCCAGAAAUCUCCUCCAUCGAACCCAGUGCUGUGUCUUUCUACGGCAGAAACCAUGCUUUGCUGUCAGGUCGUAACCUCCGUAGUGUGACUGGAGUGAGGAUCCAGGCGGACAUGGACUGCUCUCCACGGGAAUCUCCUGUUUGGAACAACACUGGUGUGACUCUGACGUUCCACAUUCCCAGUACAGAUACUAAAGGCUUGGUCAAAGUGUGUCUUCUUCUCCCAGAUGGUAGCUGCCACAGUAAUGCUAUGAUCACCUACAAGUCUUCACCAGUCUGCACCAGCGUUACACCGAGCAGCUCAUGGAGGAGUGGGAAGAGGAAGAUGACACUCAGUGGGGCCCACCUGGAGUUUGUGGAGGGGGUCAUACACAGCCACAACCCUCAGAAAGUUGUUAUUCCCAGAAACAGCAGCUAUCAGUAUCUCAUCUAUGAAACACCUGCAGCUGAAAGCACUGUUUCCCACAGUACUGUGUCUGUGAAAGUAGCCAAUCAAACACUGGCUUGCUCCAGUAUUACUUACUAUCCAGACCCAGUGUUUACCAGCUUCACAUCCGUGAGCACAGGGGACCAUGUCCGUGUCACUAUACAGAAAGAGCCAGAUAAUCUGGAGAUAACAGCAGCAGAGCUCUCAGUUUGGGGUGUUCAUGAAGAAACGCAGCAUCCCUGUGUCGGCAUAGUCAAAGCCAGUAACAACACUUUCACUUGCGAGAUCAAACAGGGAGGUAACACCAAAUUUCAGCAGCUGCAGAUAAAAGUUGGAGAUGGAGCCAUAACACUUAAGAGCUCUUCAUUUUUGGUAUUGCUUACAUUAGUGGUAAUACUUGUUAUCAUCAUUGUGGCGGUGAUUGUCUGCCAUCUACGUCUACGAAGCCAGAAACAUGAGCAGGCUUAUGGAAGACCUGGAGCUCAACAUCAGGAAUGACAUCAAACAAGCAGUUGCCCACCAGUCUCAACUUUCCCCAUAUCAAGAGUCCGGAGGAAAAUUGGUCAGCAUGACCUCACACAAGCCUGCAUGAUAACCCAACAGGAGAAUAAUGACUUCAAUGUUCUAUAUAAGGAAAUUACACAUUAUGAAAUGUAAAUGAAUAAAUUUAUUAUAUGAAUUGUAUUAUAUGAAUAAAAGAAUGGUUACACGUGUAAUUAUUAUGAGUAAAUAUGAUUGAUUACCAUAUGCAUUAAAAUUACUUCCACAGGUAUCUCUAAAAGUAAAUUAAAAAUAAAAGCUGUUGCAAAUUCAAAUAUUCUCUACAGAAAAUGUAUUUUAUCUACAAUAAAAAGUAACAUUGCAGUAAUAUUAUUCUUACUGCACACUUACUUCUUCCUCCUUCAUUUGUUUUCUUUUUUUCAUCUGUGUCUUCAUAGCUUUCAUCGAACAUUCAUGAUGGCUCAUAAGAGUUUGUUCCUUUCUUUGCUUUGUUUCUUUUAGCCAGUUCUUAUAAUUGUACAUCUAUUUAUAACAUAAUAAUGUCUCUUGUGCUCACUGUCACUCUUGUUUUCUGCUGCAUGAUACUAAAGUGUAAUCUGUAUGUGAUCUGACCCUGUUCAGUUACUUUACUAUCUUCAAAUGGUUUCGACCCACAGGAACAGUUUGUUUUUGUGGUAGGAAAUUUUCUGAACUGGUUUCGUUUGUCAGAUGUUAAACUCCCCACCUACAUUUCCUCGGUGCCCGCUUUCAUGCAUGAUACUUAGCAUUGUUCACUUGAUUGCAGCAUCAUUGCACACAUAAUCUUUUUCAUCUGGAAACAUUAAGCUGUUUCUUUAUCAGAAAUGUGUGGGUUUUGUGCAGCUUAUCAGAACACCUCUUAGUAAAUCUAGACAGUGACUGAUUGUACAGCAAAACAGGGUGUACUGUACACCUCUAGAACCAUCAUCUGGUCAGAAUAUAUUAUCUAUAUAUAUAUAUAUAUAUAUAUAUAUGUGUGUAUGUGUAUAUUUCUGUGAAACUGGUUCAGAUCAAGUCAGCUCUCCCACGACCCUAAACAGGCUGAAUAUAUUCUCAUAAAAAAUUUUGUUGGUGGUUUAAAAAAACAAACAAAAAAACAAACAACAACAACAACAAAAAAACAAACAAAAAAUAC